Messenger RNA from Otolemur garnettii (small-eared galago), 2790 nucleotides. It is a transcript of the gene HTATSF1, whose product is annotated as HIV-1 Tat specific factor 1. Gene Ontology annotation, biological process: mRNA splicing, via spliceosome. The transcript has 9 exons. Gene Ontology annotation, cellular component: U2-type spliceosomal complex; U2 snRNP. The record is from RefSeq and is a predicted model, not a curated record. Gene Ontology annotation, molecular function: RNA binding. NCBI's taxonomy places the organism in Eukaryota, Metazoa, Chordata, Mammalia, Primates, Galagidae. Bases 158 to 2461 code for a protein of 767 amino acids.
GCGACUUCCCAGGGACUGCUGGGGCGCCACAGGGAGGCGGGCCGGGGGGCGGCGGGGCGUGAGCUGAGUGCGGCCGACCUCCCUUUCUCUGCUCCUCUCCAGCGUCAUUUCGGCCUCUUCGCUCGUCUGAACCGUGCCCCUGGGCUAGGUAGGAAACAUGAGCGACAACAAGUUGAGUGGGAAUGAUGAGUUUGAUGAGCAGUUGCGAAUGCAAGAAUUGUACGGAGACGCCAAGGACAGCGACACUCAGAAGGAUCCCAGCGGAGAAACCAAUUCUUUCGGGCAGCAUUCGUCUGACACCCCCUACGAGUGGGACCUGGACAAGAAGGCUUGGUUCCCCAAGAUCACUGACGAUUUCAUUGCUACCUAUCAAGCCAAUUACGGCUUCUCUAAUGAUGGUGCAUCUAGUUCUACUUCAAACAUACAAGACGUCAAUACUAAGUCUGCAGAGGAACCUCCGCAGAGACAACCCCCUGAACCCACUGAUUCCAGAAGGAAGGGAGAAAAAAGAAAGGCUGAAUCAGGAUGGUUUCAAGUUGAAGAAGACAGAAAUACGAAUGUUUAUGUGUCUGGUUUGCCUCCAGACAUUACAGUGGAUGAAUUUAUACAGCUUAUGUCCAAGUUUGGCAUUAUUAUGAGAGAUCCUCAGACAGAAGAAUUUAAGGUCAAACUUUACAAAGAUAAUCAAGGAAAUCUUAAAGGAGAUGGCCUUUGCUGUUAUUUGAAGAGAGAAUCUGUGGAACUUGCAUUAAAACUUUUGGAUGAAGAUGAAAUUAGAGGCUACAAAUUACAUGUUGAGGUGGCAAAGUUUCAACUGAAGGGGACAUAUGAUGCCUCAAAGAAGAAGAAGAAGUGCAAAGACUAUAAGAAGAAGCUGUCUCUGCAACAAAAGCAGUUGGAUUGGAGACCUGAGAGGAGAGCUGGACCAUCCCGAAUGCGCCAUGAGAGAGUUGUCAUCAUCAAGAAUAUGUUUCAUCCUAUGGAUUUUGAGGAUGACCCAUUGGUGCUGAAUGAGAUCAGAGAAGACCUUCGAGUAGAAUGUUCAAAGUUUGGUCAAAUUAGGAAGCUCCUUCUCUUUGAUCGGCACCCAGAUGGUGUGGCCUCUGUGUCCUUUCGAGAUGCAGAGGAAGCUGAUUAUUGCAUUCAUACUCUCAAUGGAAGAUGGUUUGGUGGUCGUCAAAUCACUGCCGAAGCAUGGGAUGGAACUACAGAUUAUCAGGUGGAGGAAACCUCAAGAGAACGAGAGGAAAGGCUGAGAGGUUGGGAGGCAUUCCUCAAUACUCCUGAGGACAACAGAGGCUUUCGGCGUUCAAAUUCUGUCUGUACUUCAGAAAGGGCAGGGCCUUCUAGAGUAAGGCAUUUUUCAGAGCACCCUAGCACAUCUAAAAUGAAUGCUCAAGAAGCUGCAACUGGAAUGGCAUUCGAAGAACCUAUAGAUGAGAAGAAGUUUGAAAAGACCGAAGAUGGGGGAGAAUUUGAAGAAGAUGCUUCUGAAAAAGCUGCUAAAGAAGGUGGCCCUGAAAAAGAAGCUGAAGAAGGCUGCCCUGAAAAAGAAUCUGAAGAGGGCUACCCCACAAGGGAGUCUGAAGGAGGCCGCCCAAAGAGAGAGCGUGAAGAAGGCACUUCUGUAAAAGAGUCUGAAGAAGAUAGUCCUAAAAAGGAGGCAAAAGAGAAUGUCCCUGAAAGAGAAUCUAAAAAGAAGAGGUUCACAGAUGAUUAUGAAGAGAAUGGCCUUGCAAAAGAGUCUGAAGAUGACCCCAACAAGGAAUCUGAAGAGGAGAGUGACCCCAAAAAAGAGUCAGAAGAAGAUGACUCAGAGAGAGAGUUGGAUGAAGACUGCUCUGAAAAACCAUCUGAAGAUGUCUCCGAAAAAGAAUUUGAAGAAAAUGGUCUCGAGAAAGAUUUUGAUGAAGAUGGCUCUGAAAAAGAUUUGGAUGAAAAUGUGCUUGACAAAGAGUUAGGAGAAAAUGAUUCUGAGGACUCUGAAUUAGAAGAUGAUGUCUCUGAAAAAGUGUUAGAUGAGGAAGGCUCCGAAAGAGAGUUGGAAGAAGAUUCAGAUGAAAAGGAAGAAGAUGCAUAUGAUAAAGUAUUUGAUGAUGAGUCCGAUGAAAAGGAAGAAGAAGAUGAAGAAGACGGAGAAGAAAAAGGGCUUGAAGAUGCUGAUGAAAAGGAGGAAGAUGAUGAUGCAGAUGAAAAGCUGUUUGAAGAUUCAGAUGACAAGGAAUAUGAAGACGAUGCAGAUGGAAAGGAAGACGACCCAGAUGAAAAGUUGUUUGAAGAUGAUGAUUCCAAGGAUAAGUUGUUUGAGGAGGAGGAGGAAGAAGAGUCUAGUGAGAAGUUGUUUGAUGAUUCUGAUGAGAAAGGGAUUUUUAGUUGUUUGGGCAGUAUUAAGGAGGAAGGGGCCCUGUCCACAGACAGCAGCUUUGUCCUCAGUAGUGAUGAUGAUGAUGAUGAUAUUUAAUCCUUAAACUCGCUUUUUAGGGAGAGUCCUCCAUUUACAUUUAUUUGCCUGUGCUUCAGGGUAAUUACUAGUAGUGUUACAAGAACAUGUGCAUAGUGAUAGGAUGCCAUCAGAUUAAUGCGUUAAAGUUUUUUCAUUGUUACUUGUAUCUAACGAUUUUAAAUAUAUGUUAAUUGUUCAGUUAAAAUGUCAUAGUCAUAAUGCAAGUAAACUGGAUACUUGUCCUUUUGUCAGAUUUGUUAAAUGCAUGCAGAAUAAUAUUUUUAAAAGUAUUCUGAUUGAAAUUUGUGAUAUUCAACAAUAAAAAUAAGUUGAUAAUUAUGCAGAAA